GGAGCACACAUUCACAUGCAUCUGUAUCUCUCAACACCUUUCAGCUCUGACAGCACAAGUUUUUACCAGCAAGCAACACCUGCAAAAGGAAAAACAAGGAAAUUUUAGUCUCUGCAAGAAAAAAAGAGAGAACAUAGUCAUGUCUUUUGAGACAAAAGACAAGACUGAAGUGCGUCUGGUGUUUCUAGGUGCAGGUGGAGUGGGAAAGACAGCCCUCAUCCAGCGGUUCCUCAAAGACACCUUUGAGCCGAAGCAUCGUCGCACAGUGGAGGACCUCCACAGGAAAGAGUAUGAAGUGGGGGGAAUCAAAGUCACAAUCAAUAUUAUGGACACCAGCGGAAGCUACUCCUUCCCUGCCAUGCGAAAGCUCUCCAUCCAGAACAGUGAUGCUUUUGCACUGGUUUACGCUGUGGAUGAUCCAGACUCCCUGGAGGCAGUCAAGCGGCUGAGAGAGGAGAUCCUGGAAGUCAAGGAGGACAAGUACACUCCAAUUGUCGUCAUUGGCAACAAGAUAGACCGGCACAAAGAGCGGCGGGUCUCCAGUGAGGACGUGUUGUCCACUUUGGAAGUGGACUGGAACCAUAUUCUCCUGGAGUCCUCGGCCAAGGACAAUGUCAACGUGAUGGAGGCCUUUAGGGAGCUGCUGCAGCGAGCCAACCUGCCCACUCCCCUGAGUCCAGCACUCUAUAGGAGAAGGGAGACCUUCCCCAAGGAACACAACAAGCGCCCCCCCAUGUACAAGAUCAACAGCUGCCUCCUUUCAUAGAAAUGGACAGAGAGAACAGUGGGAACCAAAAGAGCAAAAGACUCACAUCAGUGGAAGAAAAACUAAGAAACAAUGUUUGAUAAUUUAAUCAAAUGUGCUCUUCAGCUCCCUGAACUAAGAUUCUCCUGCAAAGACUAAGAGAUAACAUUGGAUCAAUGUAGUUUACCCUGACUAUACUUACUGUGAAACUUUUAAUAUUUGUAUUUAUAUUUAACAUUGCACAAAUCCUGAUGGUGCUUUGUUCGUGCUCAAAACUAUUGAUGUCUUUGUCAGUAAUAGUGAUCAACUGUUGAAAACAAUCAAAAUCUGUGAAGCAAUCAGUGAAAAGCAAUACUGUUUUUGUCUCCAAAUGUAAAAUUUUUGCAGCUGAAGUAAACAUGAAAAAAAACAAUCUGCUUUUUAUAAUUGUUUGAUAAUUCUUACCUUUGGACAUAUGUAUAUAUUUUGUUUUACGCCACCAAUUUGUUUUUAGAUCCUCAGUUUGCUUAAGAAAUAAAGUAUGAUAAAAUGGA
This is a messenger RNA of Cyprinodon tularosa, 1278 nucleotides long. RefSeq names its product ras-related protein Rap-1b-like. The transcript has a single exon. Bases 140 to 766 code for a protein of 208 amino acids. The record is from RefSeq and is a predicted model, not a curated record. Gene Ontology annotation, molecular function: GTP binding; GTPase activity. Lineage: Eukaryota; Metazoa; Chordata; Actinopteri; Cyprinodontiformes; Cyprinodontidae.